UUCCUCUCUUUUGGGAACUCCGUAGACUCCUCCAGUGCUGCUGCUGUGUUGGAUGAGGCUGAUGCAAGGGAUGCUCCCCGUGUCGGACAAAUAGUGUUGGCCACACAUCCUGUGUCAUGCAGCUGAUGGGUCUGCUGUCGGAGCUGAUGGUCACAGCCAGGGCUGAAAUCCUUUAUUAAACAAAACAGUCAAGUAAUCCGGGAAGGUUGGAGCCAUUUGCAAGAUCUUUUGAGUUUAUUGCUCACCCUGCCAAAAAAAAAGUCACCAUUUGGGACCACAGCCUGCUGCAAACGGCUGCCAUGGCUAGCAAAAGAAAGUCAACAACUCCCUGUAUGGUGCGAACUUCUGAAGUGGUGGAACAGGAAGUCACGGAGCCUGUAGAAACUCCUAAAGAGAAGGGGGCUGGCACACUGCAGCAGGAUGCUAAAAAACCUUGGCCUUCAGAAAGCUCAGUAAAAGACUGUGAAGUGGUUGAGGCAAAGCCCCCAGCUGAAAAUCAGUCUAAGAAACCCCAGGGUGGUUAUGAGUGUAAAUACUGCCCUUACUCUACACAAAACUUAAAUGAAUUUACAGAGCAUGUUGACACUCAGCAUCCUAACGUCAUUCUCAACCCCCUGUAUGUCUGUGCCGAAUGCAAUUUCACAACCAAAAAAUAUGAUUCUUUAUCUGACCACAACACAAAAUACCACCCGGGAGAGAGUAACUUUAAACUGAAAUUAAUUAAACGUAAUAACCAGACUGUUUUAGAGCAGUCCAUUGAGACCACCGGUAACGAUGUCACUGUCACGAGCAGUGGGCUAGAAAAUGCAGAGUGUGAGGAUUCGCUUCAUGGGGGAAUUAGUGUGAGUAAAACACCGAUGAUGAAGUUAGGAAAACCUAAAGGGGAAACCAAGAAGGGUCCCAAAAAGCCAGAAGAGGGAGUUACGGAAAACCACAUGGAUGGUGCUCUCCCCCGCAUCAUAACUGAAGCCACUGAAGCUAUUGCUUGUAUAAAUGGAGACCUCCUCCAUGACGUGUUAGCUCAUGUUAUGCCCUCUGUACAGCUACCACCAAAUAUUAACCUUGUCCCCAAGGUCCCGGUACCUCUCAAUAGUACCAAAUAUAACUCUGCACUGGACACUAACGCAACCAUGAUCAACUCCUUUAAUAAGUUCCCUUACCCGACACAAGCAGAAUUGUCAUGGUUGACAGCAGCCUCAAAACAUCCAGAAGAACAGAUCCGAAUCUGGUUCGCUACUCAACGUUUGAAGCAUGGCAUCAGCUGGUCUCCUGAAGAAGUGGAGGAGGCGAGAAAGAAGAUGUUCAACGGUACUAUCCAGGCAGUUCCCCAAACCAUCACCGUCCUGCCAGCUCCUUUGGCAACGGCAAAAAUCCCCCCUCCCAUCAUCCAGACAGCUUUGCCCUGUCAGAUACUGGGCCAGACUGGUCUGGUUUUAACCCCUGUGUCAAACGGUUCAGCAGUUUCCUGUUCACCAAUUACGCUUGCAGUUGCCCCAAACCAGGGGCAAAAGAGGACAAUACAGACCCUAGCAAGUGUCCCGGAGGCCAAGCGUCCUCACGUAGUUCAGGUGCCCGAGAGUCCUGCCAAGCUGACCACUGUACCGCUGACACCAGCCAGCGAGCGAAAAAAGACGAAGGAGCAGAUAGCAGAGCUGAAGGCCAGCUUCAUAGCAAGCCAGUUUCCGGACGACACAGAAGUCUACCGGCUGAUAGAGGCAACGGGUCUCUCCCGGAGUGAGAUCAAGAAGUGGUUCAGCGACCACAGGUAUAGAAGUCAGAGGGGCAUUGUGCACGUCACCGGCGAUGCAUUAGGGAAAGAUCAAAUAGCACCUUCUCUGGGUCGGCACGGCCGCUCAUUCCACCCCUAUGCAGAUUUUGCACCCCAGAAGUUCAAAGAGAAAACCCAAGAGCAGCUUAGGGCCCUUGAGGAGAGCUUCCUACGAUGCUCUUUUCCAACCCAAGGAGAAUUGGACAGGCUUCGAGUGGAGACUAAGCUGAGCAGGAGGGAGAUUGAUUCGUGGUUCUCUGAGCGGAGGAAGAUAAGGGACAGCAUGGAGCAAGCUGUCUUGGACUCAAUGGGAUCAUACAGAAAAAUUAAAGAACAAGGAACUCCCAAUGGUGCAAUAAGCCAGGCAGAACUGCUGAAUAGCUCCCAGCUCCCCGGUGCUUUAUCUGCGUCCUCUGCCACAUUUAAGAAAACCCAGGAGCAGAUUCAUCUACUGAAAAGCACAUUUGCAAGAACUCAGUGGCCAUCACCCCAGGAGUAUGACCAGUUAGCAUCUCAAACUGGGCUCACAAGAACUGAAAUAGUUCGCUGGUUCAAGGAAAACCGGUCUUCGCUAAGAACAGGGUCACUUAAAUGGAUUGACCAGUACCAGCAGCAGUACGCUGUUGAUGGCCAUAAUGAACAAAACCAGAAAAAGGGAUCAAAACUCAGUGAGAGUCCAAAGAAUGGUAACGAGGUGUCUCGGCAGCAUUACCAGGAGCAUAAAAAGCUAAAUGAAGAGAACGCGGGGAAAAUGGUGGUGAGAGCAAAAAGGGACUGCGAGCCACUGAAAGACUCUUUGUUGGGGAACCAAGCGGAGGGUGCGGAGAGGCUGGAGUGCAACAGCCACGACGGCCACGGCAGCGAGGAGAACGAGGAGCCGGCGGAGGUCAACUGGGUGGAGGUGACGGUGGGCGAGGAUGACGCCGCAUCGGACUGUACAGACAGCUGGAGCCAGGCGGCCCCCGAAGGCCAGGCAGAGCUGGCAGACUUUGACUCUGAAAGUAUAUCUGGAGACAAUGCCCACGUAUAGACAGGGGUACUCAUCAGCUGCACUGUCCUGACAAUGAAGGGGAAUUCUGCCUGAAAAUAGAACAAAAAUCUAUUUUCCUGCCUGGGGUGAGAUAGUGUGUUGCGACUCCAACUCUCAAACCGUGCUCGCAGAGGCACAGUGAGAAAUACUCUUGUGGAGCACCGUCAUGGGGUUGUUUAUAGUGCCAAAGUCCUACUACUGCAUUGAAAGGAAGAAAGAAAAAAAGGGUCCUUGUAUAUAGGGUUCUCCUUCGCUUCUCUCCUACCCACUUUCCUGCCCAUCCUCUUCCUGUACUGGAACAGAUUUGUACGACGUGGAAAUUUUGUUAACUUUUUAAUAGGUGCAAGUUAUUCUUGCAUAUAAUGCCAUGGCAAAAUUUUAGGGUUGGUUUUGGGGGAGGGAGGUGUUUUUUGUGGGGAGGGGGGAGAAGAGAUUUUUUUCUGAAUCACUGAAUCACAAAACAGCUGAGGUUGGCAGGGCCCCCUGGGGUCCACCUGGUCCCCCCCUGCCCAAGCCGGGACACCCAGAGCAGGGUGCCCAGGGCCACGUCCAGGCGGCUUUUGAAGACCUCCAAGGGAGACCCUACAACCUCUCGGAAGUGUUUGAAGAAAGAUUUGCAAUUUUUGGAAUCUCUUUGGUGCCGAUCGACAUCCCAGAUUCCCACCCCAGCAGCCGUUUACAUUUCAGCCCACGCAAUGCAGUUUGGGUUUAGGGAGGGGUGGUCUGGCUUGGUUGGGGCUUUGUUGUUUUUUUUUUUUUUUCCCUUUUGUUUUGACUUUUUUGUUUUGUUUUAUGGCCAUCUUCUACUGGUUGAAGUAUUUAAAUCUCUGCUUUCCUGUGCUCCUAUGAAGCGAGUCUUCUCCAGCUCCUGUACUUCACUUUUCACAAACGAGGCCAGACCGUGGGUCUCUGACGAUCUGUGCUACAAUGCCUUUUUUUUUUCCUGUUUGUUUGGUUUUAGCACUUUUUGUUUGAACACGCAGUGCAACCCCCAGAGGGGUUGCAGUGAGAAAAUGAAGAUGCUUCGUAAUCUGAACUUGUUUGCGUUUCUUGGGCUGGUACAAGGAUGGACAGCAUAAACACAAGCCUGUCCACCAGCUUUAGAUGUUGCAGCGCACAACAGAAAUUUCUGAUUAAUCCUUGCCACUAAAUUUUUAGAUCAGUUCUAGAUUCCUGAGUGCACUUUUUUCAAGUACUGCUAAUUUUCCUUUGUGCAGGGUGUCUGUAUGUGCGGGUGUGAGGAGGAAGAAGAGGAGGGAGAGCGGGAGCGUGCGUGCGGGAGCGGGUGCAGGAGCCGGCCGCUGGGUUACUCGGACCAGCUGCGUUUUGAAACCUUACCCAUAUUUCAGUACACUGCACAAACACAAUGCUAGGGAGUUUGAAUAAAUCCAAUUUUUCUAACUUGUUGCUCAUUUGUUGUAACUCAAUAAAACAAAAGCUAGACAUUUUGGUAACCUU
Oxyura jamaicensis (ruddy duck) is the source of this 4256-nucleotide messenger RNA. It is a transcript of the gene ZHX2, whose product is annotated as zinc fingers and homeoboxes 2. Lineage: Eukaryota; Metazoa; Chordata; Aves; Anseriformes; Anatidae. Gene Ontology annotation, biological process: regulation of transcription by RNA polymerase II. Gene Ontology annotation, molecular function: DNA-binding transcription factor activity, RNA polymerase II-specific; DNA binding. The record is from RefSeq and is a predicted model, not a curated record. The transcript has 3 exons. The coding region runs from base 300 to 2798 and encodes 832 amino acids. Gene Ontology annotation, cellular component: nucleus.